CUAACAACAACCACUUCCUCCGUUAGGUUCGCCGAUCUUGUCUCCGAGACCACCAAGAAGUCCAAGGAGCUCGCCGCCGAGGCCUCCAAGAGAGCCGAAGAGAUAAAGGCCGCCAUUGCCGCCGAGGCCGCCAAGCACGCCGACAGCAUCAAAACCCUCUCCGACGGAAUCACCAUUCCUCCCCAAAUCUCCGCCGCCAUUGCCACCGCAUCAUCUGCCGCAGCUGCAGCCGCGCCCUCUUCUUCCUCACCGUCUGUUCCCAACGACGACGACCUCGAGAAGUUCGGCGUCACCGAUGAUCUCAGAUCCUUCGUCAGAGGACUCACUUCCACCACGUUCCAGAACUUCCCCCUCAGUUUCGAUGAAUCGCAGGCCUCUGAUGUGCCCACUGUGGCUUCCAAUAAUGUGCGGAAGGAUCUCAAUGAUUUUCAGGAGAAACAUGCCACACUUGUUCUUAUCACUGUUAAGGAAAUUUCAAGGCUGAGAUAUGAAUUAUGCCCUCGUACUAUGAAAGAACGACACUUUUGGAAGAUUUAUUUUACUCUUGUAAACACGCAUGUGGCACCGUAUGAGAAAAAAUAUAUGGAGGAGGUUCAGCUCAGAGAUGCAGCAGAUAAAACUGUGGCUAAGUUAGAGCAAGCUACAAUUACUGGAGGAAGUGGAAACGUAGAAGCAACAGGGAACAAUGUGAAGAGUAAAUCUUCUAAGACAUCCUCUACUGAGCAAGACUUGGAUACGUUUCUUCUUGGAGAUCUUGAAGACAGUGAUGAAGGUCCAGAUGGCGGGGCGGACGGCUUUGAUGACGAUGAUGAUGAUUUUGACAAGAUUGGAAAUUCUGAUGUUGAAGACGAGAAGCUUGGGAAGAAAACAUCUGCACCAGAAGUUUAGCAUGCCAAAUUUCUUCGGUAUGAGACUAGAAAAUACAAAUGAAGCUUGCUGUUUGCUGCUUGCAAAUAACUGAGAGAUGGAUGAAUGGUAAAGAUAAACUGUUGUAGCAGUCUGGACUGGAAUAUCAAUAUUGGCGGCCAUGGCAGUGUAUAUUUGGUGAAUUGGUCGGAAAAUUUGAAGUACGAAUCGAUAUUGUUUAUUUGUUUACCUUGUACUAUAUAGAUAAUUUUUUUUUUUCUGGAAGCUUUUCCAUAUUUUUAGUUGGUUGUUAGCCAUUGAACUUGUCCUGUACAGACCUUAUUUUUGGAUAAUUGUUUCGUCGGUUUUUAUUCUUAAUACGAUGUUUUUGUUGUGAUAA
Molecule: messenger RNA, 1246 nt
Organism: Arachis duranensis
Lineage: Eukaryota; Viridiplantae; Streptophyta; Magnoliopsida; Fabales; Fabaceae
Exons: 6
Source: RefSeq, a predicted model, not a curated record